This is a messenger RNA of Erigeron canadensis, 1225 nucleotides long. RefSeq lists its product as uncharacterized. NCBI's taxonomy places the organism in Eukaryota, Viridiplantae, Streptophyta, Magnoliopsida, Asterales, Asteraceae. The transcript is spliced from 3 exons. Bases 72 to 1088 code for a protein of 338 amino acids. The record is from RefSeq and is a predicted model, not a curated record.
CUCCAUCACUAUCUAUCUUUCUUCUUGUUUCAACCAACUCUCACCUUCAUUCUUAUUAUGUUUAACAGGCCAUGAUGGCUUCUGGUAGCAUACCACCAUCAUCAUCUAAGUUAAAAUCAGUAGAAACUCCAGGGCAUGGAGUCAAAUCAUACGAUUUCUUGGCGGAUUCUAAAUGGUGGUUGUAUCCGCAACCUAUAGAUAGUCCAACUUCGAUGUGGGAAUCAUCUUGGGAAGCCGUAAAAUCAGAAGAAUAUGCAAAAAUUAAGAAAAUUGAGGCAGGGACUGAUGACACUUCACAUAGAAAACUUCAAGAUGAUUAUUUUCUUGCAACAGAAAAUCCUGAUAAGCUUCUCUCUGAAAUGGAUCCCCAGUUGAUAGGCAUCAACAAAACCGAACCAUGGUGGCGGACAAGUGACGUGAAUGACUUGGCUUCCUUUGUGUCUAGCAAGUCACUUGAAAAAUGUGACAAAUUUGACCCUCCACAGCCUCAUACAAAUAAUUCAGGUCAACGGUUUGUUCCUGACAAAGGUCUUGCUUCCCUAGAAUCGGUUUCUGAUUGCACAGACUCGGUGCCAAGAUCUACUGCCUCAGUAAGCAUCGAUGAAGCACCCUCGCUAUGUGGUCUGCAUAAUCCGUUAAGCACCAUAACACCCGAUGACGCUGACAAACUGCUAGAACUCAGCAAAGCUGAGCUAUUAGAAGCACUCUGCCAUUCUCAAACGCGAGCAAGGGAGGCUGAAAUAGCAGCAAAACAAGCAUACAAUGAAAAAGAACACGUGAUCACCCACUUUCUCAAACAAGCAUCACACCUUUUUGCUUACAAGCAAUGGCUGCAUAUAUUGCAAUUAGAAACCGCUUGUUUCCACCUUAAUAACAGCAAGCGUCAGCUCGUUUAUACACGCUUUUCAGACUUUGUUCCCUGGGUCCCCACCAAAGAUGUAAAAAGGGUUCGACGUAAGGCUGCCAAUUCCGAACCUGAAUCACUAAGAGACAAAAUAAGCAGAUCUCUUGGGAACUUUAUUUUGGGUUUGACUCUUGUGGGUGCGGGUUUGUUACUUGGUUGGACCUUGGGUUGGUUAUCUAGGUAAAUUUCAUAUCUUUGUUUGUAAAUUAUUUGGUCUUCCAAUUUGUUCAGGUUUCAUCUGGUUAGAUGUGUUAAAAGUUAUCAAGGCUGUUGAAGUUGCAACUGUGUAUUUGUAUUUGAUAAGUAAUUUUGUUACACUUA